AUGUCCCGUGCGGCCGAGAUCUUAAGCAAAAUCGCCAUCCCCGCCGGUGUUGCGAUUACGCUCGCCCAGAGCGCCCUCUACGACGUCCCCGGCGGUAAACGCGCCGUGAUCUUCGACAGAAUCAACGGGGUGCAAAACACCGUCGUCGGCGAGGGGACCCACUUCCUCGUCCCCUGGCUUCAAAAAGCGGUCGUCUACGAUGUGAGAACGCGUCCUAAAACCAUCAGCACCACCACUGGGUCCAAAGAUUUGCAAACUGUGUCAAUUACUCUUAGAGUGUUGCACCACCCCGAAGUGACGGAAUUGCCCAAGAUCUACCAGAGUUUAGGGCUUGACUACGACGAAAGAGUGUUGCCCUCGGUCGGUAACGAAGUGUUGAAGAGUAUCGUGGCUCAAUUCGAUGCUCUGGAGCUUAUUACUCAGAGAGAGCUUGUGUCGGCGCGGAUCCGCCAGGAACUCCUGCGUCGAUCGGGCGAGUUCGGCAUCGACUUGGACGAUGUCCUGAUUACCCACAUGACCUUCGGACGUGAGUUUACUAAGGCCGUUGAGCAGAAACAGAUCGCUCAACAAGACGCUGAACGGGCGAAAUACCUCGUGGAAAAGGCUGAGCAGGAAAGAAAAGCCAACGUUAUCCGCGCUGAAGGUGAAGCCGAGCUGGCCGAUUUGGUGCUGAAGGCGUUGGCAAAGUCGGGUGACGGGUUAUUGAUGAUCAGACGGUUGGAAGCGUCGAAGGAUAUCGCCACCACGCUUGCGGCGCUGCCCAACGUGACCUACUUGCCCGGUAAAGGUGAAGGCGACGACGGCAACAGCUUGUUGUUGAACGUCGGUCGCUAG
Messenger RNA from Diutina rugosa, 834 nucleotides. RefSeq names its product prohibitin family protein. Gene Ontology annotation, biological process: mitochondrion organization. The coding region runs from base 1 to 834 and encodes 277 amino acids. The record is from RefSeq and is a predicted model, not a curated record. Gene Ontology annotation, cellular component: mitochondrion; membrane. Lineage: Eukaryota; Fungi; Ascomycota; Pichiomycetes; Serinales; Debaryomycetaceae. The transcript has a single exon.